AUGAACUUAAUCCUUCAGAGACCAUUCAUAUGUUCACAGCAGAUCCAAGCCCCAGAUCUAAUUCUUGGAAUGAAGCAGGUAUCAAUUGCAAAUAACUUUGAGGAAAGGGUAAGUCUACAUAGACCUGGUCUUGUUCAUGUAAUUUCAGUUUCAAGUAUAGCCUUUGUCGUUGCCCUGUUAUGUGGGCUCAUGAUCUCCUAUGUGAUACAUCGACUGGCAAAAGCUGAGGAAAAACAGCAGCUUGCAAUGUUGUAUGAAAAUGUCGAGAUUCCACUUUUAGAAGAGAAAGAUUCUUCUGAAGAUGAGUCUUCUCAGCUGGAUCCAGAGAAUGAGGAGCUGGGAAAAUUCAUUGGCUCAGUUAUUAAAACAAAAAUAAUGGAAAACAUUAAGAAGAAAAUGAAGGGAGAGCAAAAUAUAUUGAAGGGAAACACAUCAGAGAAUUUCAGUUGUAUUGAAAAAGUAGAGACGCAUGAAAAAUUGGAUAAAGAUGGAAGCUCAGGAAAUCUGUGAAAACAAAAGAAAGGUGUACCAUGUGCUAGACAAUAUGGAGAUAAAACUGCAGAGAUAACAGAAAACUGAGAACACGAACAGGACUUCUAAAGAACCUUGUCCAAGAAUGUUCUACAGAAAGAAACGUGAGCAGCAUAUAGUGGAAAAUAAAUUCAUAUGAUACCAAAACUCUUGCUUUUUAGCCAUGAUAGUCCAUGAAUAAUUUAAGUGGAAUAUAGAAAACAGCCCAAGUUCUUUAACAAAGAAAGACAGGCUGUGAGGAUUUUGUUCUCUGCCUCCAGACUAGAAAGAUUGCUUAAUCCUUUUUUGGGGGGAAGGGGUCUUCCUGAAUGUGAUAGCAAAAUAUUUUCAUUAAAUAAAACUUUCUAAGUGAUGUUUCUAUCAGAUCUGGUCACUUAAUCUCCAUUUUAUACAUGAAGACACUGAGGAUAUCAUAAUGAAUAUAGGACUAGAUUAAGAGGUGGCCAUUUCUGUUGGUCCUCAGCUCUGAUGAGGGAACUUGACCUGCAGGGGUGGAGU
This is a messenger RNA of Rattus rattus (black rat), 1029 nucleotides long. It is a transcript of the gene C2H19orf18, whose product is annotated as chromosome 2 C19orf18 homolog. The coding region runs from base 1 to 510 and encodes 169 amino acids. The transcript is spliced from 5 exons. The record is from RefSeq and is a predicted model, not a curated record. Lineage: Eukaryota; Metazoa; Chordata; Mammalia; Rodentia; Muridae.